Ipomoea triloba (trilobed morning glory) is the source of this 2034-nucleotide messenger RNA. RefSeq names its product serine carboxypeptidase-like 42. Gene Ontology annotation, biological process: proteolysis. Bases 394 to 1800 code for a protein of 468 amino acids. NCBI's taxonomy places the organism in Eukaryota, Viridiplantae, Streptophyta, Magnoliopsida, Solanales, Convolvulaceae. Gene Ontology annotation, molecular function: serine-type carboxypeptidase activity. The record is from RefSeq and is a predicted model, not a curated record. The transcript is spliced from 10 exons.
UCCUCCCCUCCCCCCUAGCUACCUUCUCUGCUAUAUCCAACGUCUCUCUUCUCUCUCACUAGUUUCUCUAUCUAUAACAAACACUAAAAAGUAGCAGCAGCGUGUUAUAUAUAUAAUAUAAUUAGAAGACUGACUAAAAGCCUAUAAGUGAUAACGGUGCCAAAAAACUCUGCCUAUCAAAUCCAAAAUCCAAACACUCACGUUGCUCAUUCAUUCAAUAUAUAUACAUAACAAGUUGCUUUCAGUUCAGAAUUCUGAUUGUGUUAAAGCAAAUCCCAGAAUUCACGUGCCCUGCUCCAGAAAAAUGAAUGCAUAGUAUGCAGUAGCACAGCUUUGCAUUAAUUUCUAGUAGAAAAGGAGGAAAAAGAUAGAAUCUUGGGGAGGUUUUGAGAAAUGGGUAUUUUGGGGUUGUGUGGAAUCUUGAUAUUUGGGCUUUUGGUUGGUGGGAAAGGGUACCCACAGGAGGAUCUGGUGAAGGGCUUGCCUGGGCAACCAAAGGUUGGGUUCAAGCAGUAUGCUGGGUAUGUUGAUGUGGAUUUGAAAGCUGGGAGGAGCUUGUUUUACUACUUUGUUGAAGCUGAAGUGGACCCUGGGCUUAAGCCCCUCACUCUUUGGUUAAAUGGAGGCCCAGGCUGCUCUUCACUUGGUGGAGGAGCAUUCACAGAGCUGGGACCAUUCUUUCCCACUGGCGAUGGUCGAGGCCUUCGAAGAAAUUCUAAAUCUUGGAAUAAAGCAUCAAAUCUCCUUUUUGUUGAGUCUCCUGCUGGUGUAGGAUGGUCUUAUUCAAAUACAAGUUCAGACUACAUAUGCGGAGAUGCUUCAACUGCAAAGGAUAUGCAUAUAUUCAUGAUGGGAUGGUUCAAGAAGUUCCCAUCAUACAGAUCCAGAGAUUUGUUUCUCACAGGGGAAAGUUAUGCAGGACAUUACAUUCCACAGUUAGCUGUUGCUCUUCUGGACCACAAUAAAUAUUCGAAAGGAUUCAAGUUCAACCUCAAAGGAGUUGCAAUAGGAAAUCCUCUACUUAGACUUGACCGUGAUGUUCCAUCAACAUAUGAAUACUAUUGGUCUCAUGGAAUGAUUUCCGAUGAAGUUGGCCUAGCGAUAAUGCAAGAGUGUGAGUUUGAGGAUUAUACAUUUGGUGGUAUUACACACAACGAGUCACAAUUGUGUAAUGACGCCAUAUCUGAGGCAAACCGCAUCGUUGGUCAAUAUGUAGACAACUACGAUGUGAUCCUCGAUGUAUGCUAUCCAUCGAUUGUAGAGCAAGAGCUGCGGCUACGUAAGAUGGCUACAAAGAUUAGUGUAGGCGUUGAUGUCUGUAUGAGCUAUGAAAGACGCUUUUACUUUAACCUUCCCGAGGUUCAGAAAGCCCUUCAUGCAAAUCGUACCAAGUUGCCAUAUGGCUGGUCUAUGUGCAGUAGCAUUCUACACUACAAUGAAACUGAUGGAAACAUUGACAUUCUUCCUCUGCUUAAAAGGAUCAUAAAGAACCACAUUCCGGUUUGGAUUUUCAGCGGGGAUCAAGAUUCAGUUGUGCCAUUGCUCGGGUCGCGAACACUUGUCCGUGAACUUGCUCAUGACAUGGGGUUCAAGAUUACAGUCCCUUAUGGAGCUUGGUUUCACAGGGGACAGGUGGGAGGCUGGGCAACCGAGUAUGGGAAGUUGUUAACCUUUGCCACUGUGAGGGGUGCUUCUCAUAUGGUGCCCUUUGCUCAGCCCUCUAGAGCUCUGCACCUCUUCAGCUCUUUUAUCCGUGGCCGGAGAUUGCCAAAUACGACGCGCCCCUCCAUUGAUGAUUGACACACACCCCGCUCUCGCACUUCACUUUUAUAGUUUCUUUCCUCAAAAGGUUGAAUCCCUAACUCCAAGGGUCACCUACACCCUAGCUCGACAGAGCAUUUGGGAGACACUUUUAUAGUUUGUUGAUUCAGGAUAAGUAUGUCCUAUUGCUUGACAAACAAAGAACAAUGCAGAUUUGGAGGAAAUAAAUAGUGAAAAAUCCAUUGGCUUACCCAAGGGGGGCAUUACUUGCAG